AUUCCUGCCUAGCAGCCCUAGGAUGAUGCCCAAACAAAUACAUGGGAUUGAGAAGUAUGUCUGUCACUGUGUUCAUAGAAUGAUGUUGAUGUUGAAGAACAUUCGACAUAGAUCUCAGAAUGUAAUACUUUGCCAUCUCAUCAGCCUUCUUCCUCCGGGCAUACUCCCCUUUCUGUUGUUCAGGAGCAUCGGUCGCGGGCUCUACCGGGCAAGCCGCAGUGUUCGCAAACUUAUACCCCUUAGAAGUCAACACAAU
Striga hermonthica is the source of this 256-nucleotide messenger RNA. The record is from the annotation of a GenBank genome assembly. NCBI's taxonomy places the organism in Eukaryota, Viridiplantae, Streptophyta, Magnoliopsida, Lamiales, Orobanchaceae.